This is a messenger RNA of Aureobasidium namibiae CBS 147.97, 1533 nucleotides long. RefSeq lists its product as uncharacterized. The record is from RefSeq and is a predicted model, not a curated record. Bases 1 to 1533 code for a protein of 510 amino acids. Gene Ontology annotation, molecular function: DNA-binding transcription factor activity. The transcript is spliced from 5 exons. Lineage: Eukaryota; Fungi; Ascomycota; Dothideomycetes; Dothideales; Saccotheciaceae. Gene Ontology annotation, biological process: regulation of DNA-templated transcription.
AUGUUGUCGCCGGUCUCAUUCCGAGUUCGACAACAGCUUGCCUUGAAAAUGGCAGGCAGCAGGGCAGACGUCCCCAACCAAUCCGGGGUUGGAUGUCCUACGAAGGGCGCAGGACUAGCGGCUCGCGGCAAGAUAAGCAGGAUGCCGAGAUCGGACAAUUGUGCUUCUUGGACACUUUCUGAACACCACUGUAUGGCAGAAGAGUCGAAGGAUUCAUUCGAGGGAGUUUACAGGACCGAAGUUCAAGGAAAACGCAUCGUUGGCGAUGGGUUUACGCAUUCAAGAUGGCUGCAUAAACCCCCCCAUACCGUCGCCCAGCAUACCAGCAUUAAGACAACUUCGUCCACUACUUCCAAAACACUCUCAAGAGCAUUCGCCCUUGAGUUUCGCCAACACCUCGUCGUCGUCUUCGGACCUCCAGCAACAGAACUCACAGCCAAUCACGGCCCUCACACCACAACCAUGUCUUCCUCAAUUGAACUCCCCCAGGCAUACGCCCCGACAACUAGCCCUCAACAAGGACUUUACCCUCUCCGCAGUCCACACGAAAUCUGCUCAAACUCCAACCGAAGUUCCCACCCUCAACCACUCCAAACCAAAUCUUCAAAACACACAUCUUCAGAACAUACUCCCAAUAUGUCUGCUUACAACACCAACUUCAUGGGUCAGAGCAACGUUGCCUAUGACGGCACAAUCUCUGACCUCAGCUCGAACGUGUACAGCAGCUUCGUUCCUCAAGGAUCUGACAUGCAGCUGUACGGCGAGCCCGAGAAGCCUCAAAAGCGCGUGUCCUUUGCACCGCUCUCUUCUUACCAGAACAACGCCAACGGCGGAACCGUCUGUAUGCAGCAGAUCGAGAACACACCCUCGUCUGGAACAGAGUGGGCUCCCUUGGCCACUGACAUCCCUGCCUUGAACUUCGACAGUGAUUUCUCGCCCACAUUCACCAACGAGACUUCCGGCUCCACUGAUCCAUCGCCUACGCUCAGUGUCGAGGCACUUGAGUAUGAAGGAGAGUUCUCUAAUCUCUUCCACGGGCUCUCAGACUUCAACUCUGCCGAUCCAUCGCCUGUCAUUCUCGAUGACUUGGCAAUUGAUGAUCAGAACAUGCCCUCUCUCUUCGAGGCCCCCAAGCAAUUCUCUGUAGCUCCUCGCGCAGUCUCUCUCGCAGGCUAUGAAUGUUCACCCGUGUCCGCUGCACUCGCUUCACCCAAGCCUGCUGUACUCGGCGCUGUCUCCUCUGGAGUCCGUAAGAACAAGAGGGCCGCCAAGGUCUUGCCUGAGAUCAACCCCGAUCUCAUCGAAGACCCUGUCGAGAGAAAGAGGGCCAAGAACACCGCCGCCGCUCGCAAGUCCCGCCAGAAGAAGGUCGACAACGAGGCGGAGCUCGGAGCCCAGAUCAAGCAGCUUCAACUCGAGAAGCAGGAGCUCCGUAUGGCGCUCGUGGCCAUGCACAAGCAGCUCAACAUUGCUCGUGGUUUGCCCGCUAAUGCAGGCAUUGCCGAAACCUACGGUACUGCCUUCCAGUCCUAG